Protopolystoma xenopodis is the source of this 700-nucleotide messenger RNA. The record is from the annotation of a GenBank genome assembly. NCBI's taxonomy places the organism in Eukaryota, Metazoa, Platyhelminthes, Monogenea, Polystomatidea, Polystomatidae.
UAAGGGUGUCUAUUUCCUAUUAUGGCUACGUUUCUCUUCUUCGGAGUCACGUGACUACCUCGUUGGUCAGGCUCAAUUAACCUGGUCUCGGCUACGCGGUCUGCUCCUUCAGACUCCAAAGUCAGUCCUGAGCACAUCUUCCUUAUCUGGAAAGGUUGCGGAGGCUGUAUUUGAGCUCGACCUUCGCAUGGCUGGUCAUGAGGAGGAAACCAACGGACAGCUAAAGUUGGCGCUGUCGUACAACAACCAGCUUAUGGAAUCAGUUUUCGACUCCCUUCCUGCCAUCUUAUCUGCUGCCCAACUGACCGAGGGUCCGCUUCUGAAACCCGUUGACUCUGAAAAGCAUAACAUUCGUAUGCAGAUACGUUUAACUCGUGUGACUGGACUUAAGGCAGCUCUCAGAGCCUCAUCUCCUCUGCCAGGUUUGGACAGUCGGCUUGGGUUGGUUGGGCACUUGCGAAUGCACUGUCUCCUCAUCGUUCCAGGAACAGAAUUAGCACCUUCUCUCGGCCGCCUCUACAUGCACUUUUGUGCUCAGCCACCAUCUGUCGAAUGGGACGACAAGUCUCUUAAACAUAGAAGAGACCACAUAAACAUGCUAUUUCAUAGCAACCCGAUCUGGAUAAUGGGCCAACUCUCUUUCACUCAAAGUGGACAUAACGGAAGAAGGUGCCAUGAUUUUCCUGAAAGUCGUUUUUAG